This is a messenger RNA of Stomoxys calcitrans (stable fly), 3627 nucleotides long. It is a transcript of the gene Phlpp, whose product is annotated as protein phosphatase PHLPP-like protein. Gene Ontology annotation, molecular function: protein binding. The transcript has 5 exons. The record is from RefSeq and is a predicted model, not a curated record. NCBI's taxonomy places the organism in Eukaryota, Metazoa, Arthropoda, Insecta, Diptera, Muscidae. Bases 1 to 3612 code for a protein of 1203 amino acids.
AUGAAAUUGGAUCGUUGCAAGGUUUUGAUCCUUGUCUUCUUAGUAGAUGGUACAGGUGGAGCGUCCAUUGGAUCCUAUAAGUCUCCUGGGCCAAAUGGCAUCAAUCCCAAGAUGCUACAGGAGGACUUUGACUGUCUUGACGAUAGCUUUGUCGCUUUGUUAAGAGCGUGUAUUAGGUACUCCUAUCUACACUUGUCGUGGAGGAGGGUGAAGGUCGUCUUCAUACCGAAGGCUGAGAAGCUGGAAUGGAGUGUGCCCAAGGACUUGAGGCCGAUUAGUCUCUAUUCCUUCUUCGUGAAGACGUUGGAGAGGAUUCUAAACUUUAAUAUAAGAGGUAAGCUAAGAAGGGACUAUUUCUCUAAGUGUCAGCACGCAUGCAUCAAGGGCAAGUCGGUUGAUACUGUGCUUCAUAGUGUGGUGCAUUACUUGGAGAGGGCUCUUCAGUUCGAGGAAUUUACGUUGCAGGCAUUUCUGGACAUGGAGAGAGCAUUUAACAAUGUACACCCAUUGGCCAUAGGGGCAGCUUCAAUAGGCUUUGAGAUUUAUAAGUGCGACCAGAUUCUUGAAGGUGCUGCUCUAACUCCACCGCCCCCACCAUCACCACAUAGCGACAGAAGCAUGAUCAAAGCCACGAAAAUGUUGAAGAAACCUUCAACAGAUUUGUACAAAACCAAAUUAAAAAUGAAAUCAAAUGAGAAACCAUCAUCUUCAGAUCACACAAAUGACGAGACUCUAGUCUGUUCGUUGGGUGGUUGUUCUGGUUCACUGGUUUCCGCAACGUCAACGAUCAUCGAUCAACAACCUUUGAAAAAGUUCAGCUUAAAGGGAAAUCAGCUGAGCGGUAGCAUCUUAAUUGGAAAUUAUAAUUAUUUGACCCAAUUGGAGGUUAGUGAAAACGAAAUGGAAGUCUUGGAUUUGAGUUCUUUGGCACAAUUGGAGACCUUAAAAUGCAGCCAUAAUAAAUUGCUCGAACUUAUGAUAAAUGGCAGUAAUUUAACAUCAUUGGUGGCCGAUUCUAAUUGCCUUCAUCUCAUUCAAAUUUCUCCGAUUCCUCAGAAACUUUAUCAUGUCAACAUAUCCAACAAUUAUUUCACCGAAUUGCCCAAGUGGCUGAAUGAAUGUGAAAUGCUGGAGACUCUCAAUGCUUCACAUAAUCAAUUGCAAAAGGUCACUGAUUUUCUUUUGACAAGUAAGACGACUAGAAUACGUGAUCUCAAUUUGGCCUACAAUAAUUUAAGGAUAAUAGAACGUUUGCCGGAACGCUUUAGGCCCUUGGAAUAUUUGCAAUUGCAGAGCAACGAAUUGCAAUUGUUGACGGACAAUCUAUUUGCCAUAACCAAAGGAUCGUUGAAGCUAUUGAAUUUAUCGUGCAAUAAAUUGCAAAUACUACCACCAGUAGAGGAUCAUGACAUUAACAGUGGGGGAGGAGAAGUUGUGGAAUUUGCUCUAGAACGUCUGAUGGUGACAAGUAACAAUUUGGAUGAUCGAAUUUUUGAGGUUCUGAGCCAGGCUAAAAAUCUCAGAGUGCUGUAUGCGGCCUACAAUAAAAUUUCGGCCAUAACCGAGGGGUGUCUGGAACAGUUGGACAAGUUGGAGGAGUUAAUGUUGUCGGGAAAUUUAUUGCAGCAUCUACCGGAAAGUAUUUGCGACCUAAAGAGUUUACAAGUUUUAAGGGUUCACUCAAAUCUUCUCCUCUUCACACCUGGCCUCAGCAAGUUGGCUACACUGAAAGUUCUGGAUCUGGCCCACAACCAUUUGGAUCAUUUAGAUUUAGUGAGCUUGGUGCCAAAAAACCUAAAGUAUUUGGACUUGUCGUGUAAUCUGCAACUUCAAUUGGAUGAGCAUCAGGUGACAGUGUGUCGAAGUCAACGCAAAUGGAGCUUAGUAGAUGUUUCGGGGAAAAAUCGCAUCAACUUGCCAACGAAAAAAUCCGCAGAGCAAAAAGAAGUCGUGGGGCAUGCGAAUUCCUCGCAUAAGCCUCCUUGGCAGGUGGGUUUUUCCGAGACUCCAGGAAAGCACCGCAAGUUGUUGGUUAUACAAUUGCGCGAGUCGAAAUUUCGAACUGAAGAGGCUUUGUUUGGCAUGUUUGUAAGUGCCACCAAUCAUUCGACAAAUGCUUCCAAAAUGGCCCAGAUGAUUCCAAAGCUAUUGCAACAGGAGCGAACAGUGAAAGAGAACAUAGGGGAUUACAUGAAGUACACUCUGCUGGCUGCCCAGCAGAAGAUGGCCGAAAAACCUCCCCAGGCUUCAAUGUUGUGUCAUAUAUCCCGCGAAAACACUCGGAGCAAAGAUAUGGUACGACCCCAAAAGACUAAGAGAUAUAUUUUGAGAAUUGCUGGCAUUGGAGACAUAGGAGCGUAUCUGAUACGCCGCACCACCAAUGUGGAGUUGAUAGCCAAGGCAACUCCCCAUCAACAAUUUUUGAACUCCACCAUGAAUUUGACAGAUCCUACAGUGGCGGAAUGGAUACUGGGCAAUGAUGAUGAAUAUCUGGUGCUAUGUAAUCCUGGCAUACGCUCUGUCCUAGAUAUCGAUCGUAUUUCCCGCGAAAUACGCAAAGAGGAAAAUGUGGUGUUGGCAGCAAAGCGGCUGCAAGAUUUGGCCCAAAGCUUUGGCUGCGAAGAGAAUCUAAGUGUGAUAGUCUUAAGAUUUAAAAAUAUUGCAACCGAUGUCGACCAUCUCAUUAAGGAGCUCAAACAAACGGUGCGCCGAAAGCCUCAGACUCUAGCAGCAACACCGAUGAAUUCAGCCCUACUACCAAAUGUUUGCAAACGGGCCUGUUGCGAUCGCAACCUUAAUUGUCGUCAUCGCUUUGGUUCUGGCCGUCAGUUAGCUGCCAUCACAGCUCGAGUUGGCAGUGAUCGUUCUUCGCCCAGUGGCCAAAGUGAUCAAGCAUUGAGUGUGGCCCAAACCACGAAGGCGACCGUGGAAGCCGGCGACAAUGACUACAUUUUGGCUCAUGCACGUGUGCUAGAGGAAACUACCGAAAUGGAAAUGCUAGAUGAAACUGAUUCCGCACUGUCCGAAGAACAGUUCAAAUGCUGGGAAUAUAUGCUGGAGCAGAAUACCCAGCUUUUGUUCGACAAAGAGCUUAAUACCAUAUCAAAGUCGUUUACAAAAAACCGCAAUGCCGAGAGGAAAUCUUUGAACCGUAGUACGCCCGAACGUUAUGACUACAAAUCGAAUUUGUUGAAGCACAGCACUCCAAAAUUCAUUUCGACUAGUUCUCCGCAGUUGCUAUAUUCCGAGGUUAAGAAGGGCAACUCUGGUAGCCAUCAGCAUACCUCUAAUGGCAGUGGGCAGCAGCAGCAACAGGUUUCCUUCCUCUCCAAACAUUUUGGCAGUGCUCGCUCCUUUGGUGCUAGCUAUAACUUUUUCUCCGAUUCCAAGAGCAGGGAUUCAUUGGCCUCCGGCAUGGGCUAUACAAAAUUGGGUGGCGGCCCCAACGCCGCCUAUUUUGGUUCACUACAACGUCUGAUGCCAUAUAAUUUGGAAUAUGACUUUGCCGUUACCCAAGAACGUUCAUAUCUCGACGAGGAUGACGAUGAUGAUUUCAAUGAGCAUGAGCAUCGUAUGCGCAAAUAUUGGGGUGUAGCCACCACGGAGCUAUAAUAUGCAGUGAGUGGU